Molecule: messenger RNA, 1059 nt
Organism: Oncorhynchus kisutch (coho salmon)
Lineage: Eukaryota; Metazoa; Chordata; Actinopteri; Salmoniformes; Salmonidae
Product: neutrophil collagenase-like
Exons: 7
Coding region: 1-1059 (352 amino acids)
Biological process (GO): extracellular matrix organization; collagen catabolic process; proteolysis
Cellular component (GO): extracellular matrix
Molecular function (GO): zinc ion binding; metalloendopeptidase activity
Source: RefSeq, a predicted model, not a curated record
AUGCAGCGCUUCUAUGGUCUAGAGGUCACUGGAGAGAUGGACCCUGCCGCACUAAAGGCCAUGAGAAGGCCUCGCUGUGGAGUCCCAGACAAAUCUGUUGAGCAGGCUGAGAAUGGUGUGAGGCGGAAACGCUACGCUCUCACUGGCCAGAAGUGGGACAAGAACCUUCUGACUUACAGGUGUGUGCAUUAUGAACACUACCCCAAAGGAUCUCCAGACAAUGCUCCCACUCAGGACCCACCCGCCACGGCUGAUGAUGACACUGCCCCAAACCAAAACCCCACCACCACUGCUCCUCCAGACCUAGACUCCACCACCACUGCUCCUCUAGACCGAGCCCCCAUCACCACCCCUGAUAGUCCCCUUGAGACAGACCCCUUCAGCCCUACCUAUACCCCAGACCAACAAGAACCAAAUCCCACCUACGCACCUCCCCUCCCUCCGAUACCCGACCCAGACCCCACCAUCCCCUGGCCUGAUCCAGUGCCGGUGAGGGAUGAGCCUCGUCGCCCCCCAAAGCAGCCAGAACACACUGCCCCCAAUAUCUGUGACGGGGACUUUGAUACGGUCACCAUGCUGCGAGGGGAGAUGUUCGUCUUCAAGGGUCGCUGGUUCUGGAGAGUUAGAAGGAACCUUGUCCUGGACAACUACCCAAUGCCUAUCUCGGUCUUCUGGGUUGGACUACCUGAUGAUAUAGACUCUGAUUAUGAACGACAUGAUGGAAAAUGUGUCUUUUUCAAAGAUACUGGCGUUUUGAUGAAGAGUUUCGCACCAGUGACAGCGACUACCCAAAACUUAUCUCCAGGUGGGGCAAGGUCCCAUCCUCUGCUACCACCGAAAUGUACUCCUGGGCUGCAAUAUCCGGACCCCUUCAACAGCCGGUAUGGGGCAUGGAACCCCGCAGAUCCCCUACGACUGGAAUACCGACAUAAUCUGCCUGAGGACUACAGGCCCCUCAGGCGCGACGUCACCGCACGAAGAGGCAAAAACAGACCUACCCCCAUCGCGACGUUCCCACCCCAGCUAAUGCUUUUCAAAGCUGUUUCCUAUAGUGAAUAA